AUGGUGUGGUGUAGUAACUGUGAAGAGAACAGGGAACCCGCGACUCUGGAUGGUAAAAUAUGUUGUUCCUAUUGUGGAAAAGUUCUUUUCGAAGAUAAUAUGUCAACUGAGCCAACUUUCUUUAAGAAUGCUGCUGGACAGAGCCAAUUGUCAGGAAAACUUGUGCGCUCUGUCCAAAGUGAUUAUUCAGUUUCACGUCAAAGAGCAAUAGAUGAAGCAUAUAAUGAUAUAGAGAGUAUGGGAUAUGCAUUAGGAAUUGACGGUGGUGAAUCAAUAUAUAGUCCGGCGUCGCGUCUUUAUACGAUAGCACUUGAGAGGAAUUUCACAAGGGGCCGUAGGAAAGAGCAAGUUGAGGCUGCUUGUCUUUAUAUUACAUGUAGGCAUAACAAUAAGCCAUUCCUACUCAUUGAUUUUUCUGAGUACUUGAGGAUAAAUGUGUAUGUUUUAGGUGCUGUUUUCCUACAGCUUUGCAAACUUCUAAGCCUUGAACAUGAUCCGAUUGUUCAAAAACCUGUGGAUCCUAGCCUUUUCAUUCAUCGAUUCACUGAUCAUAAGAAGUACUAUACAGGAAAUAACAACAACAGGAAGACGAAUAUAUCUAGAACUGCACUUCACAUUGUGGCAAGCAUGAAGCGAGAUUGGAUGCAGACGGGGAGAAAGCCAAGUGGAGUAUGUGGAGCUGCACUUUAUAUUGCUGCUCUUUCAGAUGGACUGAGUUGUUCUAAAUCAGAAAUUAUCAAAGUCGUGCAUAUUUGUGAAGCAACAUUGACAAAGCGAUUGAUUGAAUUUGAAAACACAGAAUCUGGGAGCUUAACGAUUGAUGAGUUAAAUACAAGAGCUCAGGAGCUUGAGAAAGAAGAGAGGCUAACCCUGCAACUUUAUUCCAGGUCAAAAGGAUCUGGGAUCACAGAAGUGCUAUGUGAAAACAAGAAAAGUGUGGAGCUGCCCUUUGCCCAUGGUCUAUGUGAAAGUUGUUACAUUGAUUUUGUAAAACUUUCAGGUGGGAUUGAUGGAGGAUCUGAACCUCCCGCCUUCCAACGCGCUGAGAAAGAAAGAUUAAUGGCAAAGGAAGCUGCUGAAGACCCAAAUUUUCCCAUGUCCAAUCAGGUGGAGAACAAUGGCCGCGAGUAUUUGGAGCCUGAAAAGGGAGAACAAGUGCAGAUAUCAGGCUCUGAGCAUAAUGCGAGUUGUGAUACAUUACAUGGCACGGAAUGUAUGGGUCCUGAUAAACUGAUGAAUCAAGAGGAGAAGCAUUACAAAGAGAUCAUUUGGGUAAAAAUGAACUGGGAAUAUGAGGAACAAGCAGCUAAGGAAGCAGCUGCAUUAGCUGCACAGAAGGCUUACGAGGAGUCCAUUUUAGCUAACUGUUCCGAAGAUGUGCAAGCUGCACAGAAGCUUGCUACUGAUGCUGCCGCCGCUGUUGCAAAAUCAAGAAAGGAAAAACGAGAGAAAAGGGCUGCAGAACUGAAAAACUCCGGUCCUGCUCAAACCGCUGCAGAAGCAACGAAGCAAAUGUUAACUAAAAAAAGGCUGAGCUCUAAGAUUAACUAUGAUUUGCUAGAGAAGCUUUUCGAUGAAACUGCAAUACCUGAGAAUCCAAAAAAGGUCAGGAAGGUGGAUGAUUCAACGGAUGAUAACGUGGUAAAGAUCAGCAAAAUUGAUCCGGAAGUAGAAGAGACUAAUGAAGAAGCAUUUGGCGAGCAUCUGCAGUAUGAUGGAGAUGACGGAGGAUAUGACUAUGAUCAACAAUAUGAUUAUGAUGAGUAUUGA
Nicotiana tabacum (common tobacco) is the source of this 1770-nucleotide messenger RNA. The record is from RefSeq and is a predicted model, not a curated record. Lineage: Eukaryota; Viridiplantae; Streptophyta; Magnoliopsida; Solanales; Solanaceae.